AUGCGCUGGCCUCUGCGAAACGGUCCUUGCGGCGCAACAAAGGGGGGUGGACUUGAUGACUACCUAGGGAGGGAGCAUUGGGGGAGAUCUUUGUUUCUAUGUAAAGAUCCUCCCGUCUUGGGGAGGAGAUGGCGUAGCAUUCGGACACGGCGUGAGGCUCGUUCCCUCGUUUCGGGGGCCAUUCUUAGACCUGAGGCAACGGGAUUGUGGAUUUGGGGUCGGGGGGUUUCUGGUGUUUUUGGAGACGGGGGAAGGGGAAGAAUUGGUCCGUGGCUAAUUCUAUGGACAAAACACGCCGCUCCGGAAAUAAUCACGGCCCCACUCGGGGCCAUGCCGGGGUCGGGGCCCGGGCCAGAGCCAUCGGUGAACUCGCUUGGAGCAUGCAUAAGCCGUCUCUCUAGACCACAUGUGUCUGGGACGGCGAGUUCAGUCUGGCUACGUUCGCCUUGA
Molecule: messenger RNA, 450 nt
Organism: Colletotrichum abscissum
Lineage: Eukaryota; Fungi; Ascomycota; Sordariomycetes; Glomerellales; Glomerellaceae
Exons: 1
Coding region: 1-450 (149 amino acids)
Source: RefSeq, a predicted model, not a curated record